This is a messenger RNA of Danio aesculapii, 2354 nucleotides long. RefSeq lists its product as uncharacterized. Lineage: Eukaryota; Metazoa; Chordata; Actinopteri; Cypriniformes; Danionidae. The record is from RefSeq and is a predicted model, not a curated record. The transcript has 5 exons. Gene Ontology annotation, molecular function: GTP binding. Bases 1059 to 2354 code for a protein of 431 amino acids.
UCUGCCGCCAAACUGAAGGUGAAACUAAAAGAUUGAAUCUCACUUAACUUCAGGUGACUGUACACGUCAAAGGUUACAAUUUCUUAAUUAUUGGAAAAUGAACAUGGAUGUAAAGGUGUCAGAGAAGAUCAACUGAAGACUAAAGGAGGAGACAAUGUCCACUAGAGCUGCUUUCAGUGAUCCUCCUGUCAGGAGAAGAAACAGCAAGGAGAGGAUUGUCCCAAACUUGAGUGAUCUGAGGAUUGUUCUUCUGGGUAACAGCGUUUCAGAAACCAGCAGAGUGGGAAACUUCAUCUUAGGGAGAGCAGUGUUUGAUACUGAAGCUCCUUCAUCUGAUUUAGAUCAGUACUGUGAAAGAGUCAGAGGAAAACGCAUGAUGGUCAUCAACACUCCUCUCCUGCUCAACCCAGAUCUCUCACUACGCCACAUCACACAGGGAGUGAGAGAGUUUGUUUUUCUGUCUGCUCCAGGACCUCAUGUGAUCAUUCUGGUCCUCAAUCAUGAUGAGUGUUCGAGAGAAGAGGCAGUAUGUGUGGAGUUCGUGCUCAACUCUCUCUCUGACCGUGUGUUUGAACACACAAUAGUGCUCACAACACAAGAGCCAGAAAGAGUUGAGCUGAAUGAAGUCAAUGAUAUUAUAAAGGAAAUUAUCCAAAAGUGCUUUAACAGACACUACAGACGGGGAAAAAACAGCACAUCUGCUGAUCUGAUAGCGACACUUGAGGAAAUUGUGCAAAGCAAUGAUGGGCGUCCCUUGAUUUGUUACAAAUAUCUGCAUUAUACUGUAGAAGCCACUGAACAAGCAUCAGAAUUGGAAACAUUUUGUAAAAAGCAAUCUGAGGUCUAUCAGUCUGUUGACACUGACCAUCUGGAAACAUCAAGAGAACCAAGCACUAAAACCAUGGAAAUACACCACAGAAGUAGAGAGACCUUAAGUGUUGUCCAUGAAAUAAAGAACAACUGGAGCAGUAAAAUAGGAGAUGACAGCAAUGAAACCCUGCCCAUCUUUAAACUCCUGCUGGAGGAACAUGGAAGAACAGUGAUGGAUUCUGCAGAAGAUGCACAUUUGGGAAAAACAUUACAAAGAGAACAAGACUAUUAUGAUGGUCGGAGCCACUGGUGCAGGAAAAACCACCCUCAUUAACAGCAUGAUCAACUACAUUCUGGGAGUGAAAUGGGAAGAUGAUUUCCGGUUUGUGCUGAUAGAUGAAGGACGGCAGAAAUCCCAGGCUGAAAGUCAGACAUCAGAGAUCACAGCAUAUCAGAUUAACCACAUGGAUGGUUUCCAGGUUCCAUAUUCUCUGACCAUUGUGGACACACCAGGCUUUGGAGACACCAAAGGAAUUAAACAAGACCAGAAACUCACAGCUCAGAUUCAGGAGUUCUUCUCUGCCCGUGGAGGAAUCGACUGCAUUGAUGCCGUGUGUUUUGUAGUUCAGGCUUCACUUGCUCAUCUGACGCACACACAGAAAUAUGUCUUUGACUCCAUUCUCUCCAUAUUUGGGAAAGAUAUUGCUGAAAACAUCAUGGUGAUGGUCACCUUUGCAGAUGGGAAAAAACCUCCAGUUCUGGAGGCCAUCAAAGUCUCUGAGGUUCCCUGUUCUACAGAUGAGUCUGGAGAGCCGCUUCACUUCAAGUUCAACAACUCUGCUGUGUUUGCAAACAUUAAUAAAUCUGCAGACGACGAGGACUCUGACUGUGAAAACUUUGACCAAAUGUUCUGGAAGCUGGGAAUUUCUAGCAUGAACAAAUUCUUCACAUGCCUCAGUAACAUGGAAACCAAUGGUUUAACUCUGACACGAGAGGUUCUGAAAGAGAGAAAGCUGCUCGAGGUGUUUGUGGAAGGCCUGCAGCCUCAGAUCAGUGCUGGUCUGACAAAACUGGAUGAAAUAAAGAAGACAAGAGCUGCUCUGGAACAAAACAAGGCUGAGAUGGAUGCAAACAAAGAUUUUGAAUAUGAAGUAGAAGUAACUCUCCAAAAUGGUUGUAGUUAUCUCAAAGAAAAGAGAAAGGAAACCUAUCAGGAAUUAAAAAAGCGAUAUAAAGAAGCAUAUGGAGAGGUCAUGAUCAAAGAAAAGAUCUUUGAAAAGCUUGAAAAUGAGCUUGAGGUUGUCCAGAAUAUUGUCACUGGACUAAUUGUGAAAUCUAAGAAGUCAUUAGACCGUCUUCAGGAAAUCGCUCUCAAGCCCAAUCUUCUGUCCACCCCUGACUACAUCGAUAUGAUCAUUGAGUCUGAGAAACAUGAAGCCAAGCCUGGAUUUACAGAUCGCAUUCAGUCUUUAAUGGAGGUCAGGAAGAAAGCAGAGCUCAUCAGUAAGAUUUCAACAGGAGGAGUGAUCUGGAACAAGAAAUAA